AUGUCGCUAAGCCCGCCUGCCUACCUCAGUUCACUCCAAAACAAUAUUCGCGCCCGUCCAAUUCCCUGGGACGGCGCCGUCCGGGCUGGAAACCUUACCGAAGACCAACUCAAGAAGAUCCGAUCGGUUGACAAGGUCAGGAAAGAGCAGAGAAGGCAGACGAUCGAGCAAGAUGUGAACAGCUACAGCACCCUGCUAAUUGGCGGCUCGGAGGGUGGAAGCGUGCUCGAAAAGGCUUUCAAACGAACCGAUAUCAUCCAAUAUAUCAUGGUGUUGGCAACAGACUUGAUCAAUGAUGCAACGACUCUGGCCACUGCUAUCCUGGAACAACCCGAACCAUACAAGAUCUUCCUCUCCCUUCUCAAUCAGUCCGGCAAUCCGGAAGACCCGAUUCCCCUUCUCUCGGCCACAUUUCUGGUCAAUCUCAUUGCUAUCUCUUUGACGACAUCAUCAAAGCCAACCGCCCGAGACGAGGAAGCUCUCCCACAGCUCUACUCCUAUCUUGCCAAGCUCGUGAAGAACCAAGACAGCGGCUUACAAGACAUUGGCGUUCAACACAUGUCACAGGUGCUCCGAACGAGGCGGUCCAAGGAACUGUUUUGGAAUCAGAGAAACGACACUGUCGACCCGUUGUUUGACAUCUUGAGGAAAGCGGUGGGCGCAGCCAAGGACAACGAUUCUACACUGUGGAAUGGCGCCACAAGCAUUAGGAGCAGUGACACCAGAUUCGGGGGAGCGGUUAGCCUGCAGCUGAUGUAUCAUGUACUGCUCGUGAUAUGGCAGCUCAGUUUCGAGGGCGAACUGGUUGGCGAGGGUCUCGAAAAGGACGAGGAGAUUGUGCCACUGUACACACAACUCUUACGAAUGUCACCCAAGGAAAAGACAACGCGCCUUCUAGUAGCGACGUUGAAAAAUCUACUGUCAACCAACAAGGAUACGUUGAUUGCAACAGCUACGACGGCAAGGCUACCUGCGCUUCUGAGCAAUCUCUCUGGCCGACAUCUGACGGAUCCCGAUUUGCUGGAAGAUCUUGACGCACUCAAGAGCAUGUUGGACGAAUACACCAGAAACCAGACAACGUUCGAUGAAUACGCCGACGAAGUCAAUUCCGGCCAUCUACGUUGGUCGCCCCCGCACCGCAAUCCAACGUUCUGGAGAGAAAAUGCGCGAAAAAUCGUUGAGGAUAAGAGAGGCGGGCUUCCUAAGAAGUUGGCCGAGAUUUUGUCUAAGAAUUGGGAGGCAGACAAGCAGGUGUUGGCGAUCGGAUGCAAUGAUGUUGGUAAUCUGGUCAAAGAAGUGCCGGAGCAUCGAUCGACGCUGGAGAAACUUGGGCUCAAAGCCCGCCUUCUGGAGCUGAUGGGAGACCCGGAUGAGAAUGUGCGAUGGGAGAGCUUAAAAGCUGUGGGAGAAUGGAUGCGAUAUACCUUUGACAAAUGA
Molecule: messenger RNA, 1437 nt
Organism: Capronia coronata CBS 617.96
Lineage: Eukaryota; Fungi; Ascomycota; Eurotiomycetes; Chaetothyriales; Herpotrichiellaceae
Product: V-type H+-transporting ATPase 54 kDa subunit
Exons: 4
Coding region: 1-1437 (478 amino acids)
Biological process (GO): proton transmembrane transport
Cellular component (GO): vacuolar proton-transporting V-type ATPase, V1 domain; fungal-type vacuole membrane
Molecular function (GO): proton-transporting ATPase activity, rotational mechanism
Source: RefSeq, a predicted model, not a curated record